GCAAUGGAGCCCAUUGCCAUCAUCGGCUUCUCCUUCCGGCUGCCAGGGGGCGCCGAGGACGACUCCAGUCUGUGGCAGAUCCUGGAGAGCGGCCGAAAUGUCAUGACCGAGUGGCCUAGCUCACGGGCAAACAUUCAAACCUUUUACUCGGACGACCCUGACUCGCGGGCGCACUUCCUCAAAUCGGACAUCGGCAUCUUUGACGCCCCCUUUUUCUCCAUAACCUCCAAAGAAGCCUCAUCCAUGGACCCGCAGCAGGGCAUGCUGCUAGAGACAGCAUACCGAGCCCUAGAAAACGCCGGCCUUCCAGUAGACAAAGUGGCAGGCACCGCCACAGGUGUAUUCUCCGGGUCCAUGAGCGACGACUUCAUCAAGAUGGUCACCAAAGACCCGGAGCAGGCACCCACUAACACGGCCACGGGGGCAUCUAUGUGUCUGCUGGCCAACCGGCUGAGCUGGUACUUUGACCUGAAGGGCCCCAGCAUCCAGGUCAACACGGCCUGCUCCUCGAGCAUGAUGGCCCUGGACUUGGCGUGCCAGUCACUGCGGACGGGGCAGAGCUCUAUGGCGCUCGUGACGGGGUCAAAUGUCAUGCUGAGUCCGGAAAUGUCGCUGCACAUGCACAAUAUGAACUUUCUGUCGCCUGAUAGUGUCUGUUACAGCUUUGACCACCGUGCCAAUGGGUAUGGCCGGGGUGAGGGCGUCGUUGUGUUUGUUUUGAAGAGGCUCGCGGAUGCUGUGAGGGAUGGGGACGUGAUUCGUGCCGUUAUUCGUGGCACAGGCGCUAACCAGGACGGCCACACGCCGGGUAUUACGCAGCCCAGUCUUGCAUCGCAGGAGGAGCUCAUCCGGAGCGUGUACAAGAGCUGCGGCCUGGGGUUGGAGUCGACGCGCUAUGUCGAGGCUCACGGCACGGGGACAAAAAUUGGCGACGCAACCGAGGCAAAGGCUCUUGGCCGCGUAUUCCGGCGCAGCCGCUCAGGGGCCGACCCGCUCUAUGUCGGCUCAGUCAAGGCGAACAUUGGCCAUCUCGAAGGCGCCAGCGCCCUAGCCGGCAUCCUGAAGGCCAUCAUGAUCCUCGAAAAGGGCAUCAUCCCGCCGAAUGCCCUGUUUGAGAAGUGGAAUCCCAACAUUGACGCCAAGCUGAUGAAGCUGGCUGUUCCAACCCGGUGUGUCGAGUGGCCGUCCGAAGGGCUCCGUCGGAUUUCCGUCAACUCGUUUGGCUUUGGCGGGUCCAACGGCCAUGUCAUUCUGGACGAUGCGUACCAUGCUCUGCGGGAACUGGGCUUUCCGUCCGGGAACCACCAUACACGCAUCCAUCUGACGCCAAAGCUUAGAAAGAGCAUGCACAUGACCAACGGCAACGGUCCCAGUCUGCUCAAUGGCACGGCACCAGCUGCAAAGCGCCAGUACAGACUCCUCGUCUGGUCGGCCAAGGACGAAGAGGCCCUUAAACGGACUAUCCAGGGCUACGUCCCGUACCUGGAGACGCACGUGCAAGAUCCCGAGUCCCUAGAUCAGCUCGCCUACACGCUCUCGGCAAGACGGAGCAUCAUGACGUGGCGAUCCUUUGCUGUUGUGCGCUCGGACGAUGAAGAUAAAGCAAGCGCGCUGUCAACGCCGCCCCUUGUGCGCUCGUCGCCUCAUGCAGACGCUGGCUUGGCCUUCAUUUUCACCGGCCAGGGGGCACAGUAUGCCAACAUGGGCAUGGCGCUGGUCGAGUAUCCCGUCUUCCGAUCGACCAUGGAGGAGGCAGACACUGUAUUUCGCGAUCUAGGGGCCGACUGGUCGCUGUUCGAUGCCAUGCAACAACCAGACAAAAUCGAUGACCCCCAGCUCAGCCAACCGCUAUGCACAGCCCUGCAGCUUGCACUCGUCGAACUUCUCCACAGCUUCGACAUCGUCCCCACGGCCGUGGUUGGGCAUUCGUCCGGGGAAAUCGCGGCCGCAUAUGCCAUUGGCGCUCUCUCGUUUGCCUCAGCCUGCAAGGUGGCCUACCACCGAGGGCGGCUUGCAGGACGACUUCGCGCGGCAGCCGCAUCCACCAAACCGGGCGCAAUGGUCUCGGUCAACAUCCCCGAGAGCGAGGUUCAGGAGUAUCUGGACAGAGCCUCCCUGCCAGCAGAGCUCGGCGACAUCCAUGUCGCGUGCAUCAACAGCCCUGGUAACGUCACGCUCUCCGGAGACGAAGCCGCCAUCGACGCGCUGCAGAAACAUCUGGAGUCAAACGGCAUCUUCGCGCGCAAGCUGACCACGGGUGUCGCGUACCACUCGCCAGCCAUGCAGGCCAUCGCCGACGAGUACGGGGCCAGCCUGGCCUCUCUCGACCAACGCAACAACACCUCCAUCAUCAUGGUUUCGUCCGUGACAGGCCAAAAAGUUUCCCGCCACACUCUUUCUUCGCCCAGGUACUGGGUCGACAAUCUUGUGUCACCAGUGCGCUUCGCCGACGCACUGCUGUACCUCUCCCACGCCGCCCCGCGCGCCGACGCCAUCAAACCCAUCACCACCUUCCUCGAAGUCGGUCCGCACGGCGCCUUACGUCGGCCUGUGACUGACACCCUGAGCCACCAAGCUAGCACUGCUGGUGGUACUGCUAGCGCCAAAUCCCCCUUCACCUACCUCCCUGUCCUGUCAAAGCCGGACCCUCCCACCAAAGCAGUCCUCGCCCUCGCCGGCCAUCUCUUUACCCGAGGAUACCCCCUUUCCCUCCCUGUCGUCAACCACCACCCAUCACCAACCCUCACAGGCAGUCUACCCCCAACAUCCAACUUCAGAAUUGACCUGCCCGCCUACCCCUUCACCCGCCCCUCCACCACCACCACCACCUCCCAACCCCAAACGUAUCUGUGUGAAUCCCGCCUAAGCCGCGCAUUCCGCCUGCGCUCGGGCACGCAACCCGCGGCCACCUCCCUCCUAGGCGCGCACAGCGCCGAGUGGAACCCGCUCCGCCCGACAUGGCGUAAAACCCUGCGAGUGCGUGACAUGCCGUGGCUGGCGGGCCAUGUUGUGGGCGGGUCGGUGCUGGUUCCUGCUGCGGGGAUGGUGCUCAUGGCUGUUGAGGCUGUGCGGGAGAUGCAACUCGACUUGGACAACAGGAAGGGGACAGGGGUGGAGGGGAAGGGGGAUGAUGAAGGGGGAAAUAAAGGUAAGGUUAAAGGGUGGACGGACGGCACCGAGGUGAUGACCUACCUGACUGGGAGAGGACAGGCGCAUGAGAGAACGGGUGGGCGGUGGGAGGUGGUGAUUUGUGCUUUGGUUGAUGGGUAUUGGAACGAGUGCUUCCGGGGCACUGUGGUGACCGUGUUGGAGGACAGUGUCGGGGCGACUGGCAAGGAGAUCGAUGGCGGGCGGGAGGAGAGGGCGUGGACGGAGCUGUUGACGAGGGGCUAUGACGAGGCAAGGGCUGUUUGUGAUAAAGCCGUGGGUAAAAGCGAGUUUUACGCAUGGCAGAGCGAGCACGGCUUGAAAUACGGCGAGUUGUUCGCCAUUGCCCAGGGGGUAUGCUGGGGCGAAGACCAAAGCGUGGCCGAGAUCCAGCCGGCGUCUGGCCAUCUCUCGUCGCAUCAUUUGGUCCACCCAGCCAUACUGGACGCCGCGUUCCAGGUAUGUUCGGCCGCUCCGUCGCAGGGCAUGACCAAGUCCCUGCCAACCUGCAUCCCGCACAAGAUGCAGGAUGUCUGGAUCACAGCCUCCGGAUGGCAGCAGGACCAGCAGCAGGCCCGUCCGCUCAAGGUCUGCACAAAGUCCAUCCAGUCCGGCGGUGUCGGGCUGGUGUCUUCCCUCACGGUGCUCUCCAACCAGGGGUUGCCGCUGUGCCACAUCAAGUGUCUCGAGAUGUCCCCAAUCGCCACAAGCGACAAGUCGGGUGCCGAGAACAGCAGGCGGCGGAAGCUUCUUACCAGCAUCGAGUGGAAGCCGAGCUUGUCCAUGCUGAGUCCGUCCCAGCUGCGGGAGUACUGCCUCAAGUACAUCCACGGCACACCCGUCACAUCGCCCAGUCAACAGGACAGCUCUAAGCUGGCGUGCUCAGUGCGGAGAGUUGUCCGGCGCUGUCUCCCGCAACUCCAAGCAACCGGCUGGCCCGACGCGCCUCCGCACAUGAAGAAAUACGUCUCCUGGCUCGCAUCCCGGCUCCAGGACACCUCGACUACCAGCACUGAAUCCCCAAACAAUAACAAGGGAAUCCUCGCUGAUUUAACGGCCCUCUCACCUCCCCUCACAGCCAUAGCAACCCAACUCCUCUUUCACAUCAACUCCCCCUCCUCCUCCCACCCACUCUUCUCGCCCUCGGAGCCCGCAACCUCCACUGUCAGCCCUGACCUUGACCUCCCUUACCCCCCCUUCCCCUUAGAACUCACCACCCUUCUGCACCUCUCGGCCCACCAGUCCCCGACUCAGAAAAUCCUCGCCCUCAACACCGGCACCGACGGUGGCUUGGCACAGCACGUCCUGUCUGUGUUGGGAGAGAUUGAGCAGCGCACGGGCGGCGUGGCGUUUACGGAGUUCGUCUAUGCUGACGCUGACGGGUCGAAGACGUUCUUGAACAUGGCGCAGCGGAGGCUGGCGGGGAUGGAGGUGGGCGAGCGGGUGAGGUUUGUUGAAUUUGGUGAUGCCGCGGUGUUGGAAGAAAGGGAAUUUGAUAUGAUUUUUGUUGGGACAAGGAUGGUCGAUAGAGAUGGGGUUUUAGGGCGGGUACGGAGGCUGUUGAAGGCGGGAGGGAAGCUGGUCGUAUUUGAUACGGCGGGGGGUGAUCUUGAGUUGGACUUUCUGGAGGGGUUUGCUUUGGGGGUACUGCCGGAUUGGUGGGGUGGUGACGAGGAGUCUGGGAUUGCAGGGCGAGUGAAGAGUGACGCUGCGCUGGAUAGGUUUUUGAAGGACAGCGGCUUCUGGGGUGUCGAUCUGGUUGUGCGAGGCGCAGGCCAGCAGGAUGGGUACCGAGUUGCCGUCUCGUCAGCUAUGGUUGAUGAUACCUCAUCGCCAGGCUCGGCAGACCAAAGGAACGCCCUGUUCGUGAUCGACGACCAGCCCAGUGACUACCAGCAGGGCCUGGUGUCAUGCAUGACAGGCAAAGCCCCGUUUGAGCACUCUUCGAGGAUCACCAUCUCGCAAUUAGCGAGCAACGACGCCCUCUCCAGCAUGGACGUGGUCUUUCUCGGCGACAUUGACGGAUCACUCCUCGCACAACUACCCGAAUCCACCUUCAAGUCGCUGCAGACCCUGGCACAGAGAUCCCGUAACCUCCUUUGGGUCACUUCCUCGCCAUCCCCUGCUGAAUCCCCCUAUUCCGGCCUCAAGGACGGCCUCCUCCGCACUCUCCGCGCAGAGUUCGCGCGAAGCCGUAUUGUCUCACUAUCCAUCCAAGAUCAUACGUCUUGCGAGUCAAUCCAGGAAGCAGCCGGACACAUAGCACACGUCUUCAACGCCGCCUUCGGCCCCGCCGCAACGCCCGAGGUCGAGUACGUCGUCCGCGACGGGCUGCUCCACGUCGGCCGCCUCAUCCAAGAACCGGCCCUGGACGAAGAGCUUCUCCUUGCCACCACCGAUCCGUCAUCAGCACCCCUAAAAGUCACAACCGAGCGCUGGCUCCCUGGCCCGCCCCUCCGCCUCGCUGUCCAAAGCCCCGGUUCCCUCGAAACGCUCAGCUACGUCGACGACACCAAGUAUCGAUCCGCCCCGCUUGGGCCGAAUGAGGUUGAAGUCGAAGCCAAAGCGUGGGGCCUCAACUUCCGCGACGUGUUCAUCGCGCUGGGGCGGCUGCCGGGCGAGAUCAAGGAGGGGCUGGGCGGCGACUGCGCGGGCGUCGUAACUCGGGUGGGAGAAGGGUGCGAGGAAUUCCGGCCGGGGGACCGUGUGUUCUUGCUGACUUUCGGGUGCAUGCGCAUGUUCCCUCGCGCUGACCAGAGGGCGGUUAUCAAGAUUCCGGAUGCGCUGGGCUUUGCUGAGGCCUGUGCCGUCAUGUUCCCGGCUGUCACGGCGUGGCAGUCGCUGGCGAAGGUGGCGCGGUUAGAGAAGGGGGAGAAGGUGCUUGUGCACGCUGCCGCGGGUGCAACGGGCCAGAUGGCGGUCCAGAUCGCGAGGUACCUCGGGGCCGAGGUCUUUGCGACGGUGGGGUACGAGCAUAAGAAGCGGCUGUUGCUGGAGACGUAUGGGGAUGCGGUCAAGGAGGAGCGGGUGCUCUACAGUAGAGACACGAGCUUCACCAAGGGCGUCAUGCGCUUGACAGAUGGCUACGGCGUGGAUGUGGUGUUGAAUUCGCUUGCCGGUGAAGGCCUGCGCGAAUCGUGGGAAUGCAUUGCGCCAUACGGGCGCUUCAUUGAGAUUGGAAAGGUCGACAUCCAAGCAAAUUCGGCUUUACAUAUGGCGCAGUUUGCCAAGAACGUAUCCUUCUCUGCCGUCGACCUCCGCCACGUCAUGGCCUCUCGUCCGGACAUGGGGAAGAGGCUAAUGCGUGAGGUGAUGGACCUCGUCAGGGAUGGCGUGCUGGUUGCGCCGAGUCCUGUGCACACUUACCCGGCAUCAGCCGUAGUGGAUGCUUUUCGAUACUUCCAAAGCGGUAGGAAUACAGGGCGCGUCGUCAUUGAUCUCGAUCGCGCCCACGAGGUGCAGAAACACCUCAUUCCUCCUCGCAGGUCGUGGAGUUUCGACAGCAACGCCGCAUACCUUGUUGCUGGCGGUUUGGGCGGCAUCGGCCGAUCCAUCCUCAAGUGGAUGGCGCAGAAAGGCGCUCGACACUUAAUCGUGCCGUCAAGAUCAGGGGUCCCAUCCACAGGUGACGCUGCCAAUGUCAUCGACGAGCUUACGCGACAAGGCGUCAACGUUGCUACGCCCAAGUGCGACGUCUCGGUAGUUGAUGAGCUUGCACAGGUGGUCAGCGACUGCAAACAUCCCAUCCGAGGCUGUAUCAACGCGGCCAUGGUACUGCAAGACUCCAUCUUCGAAACCAUGACGCACGCUCAAUGGCAGCGCACCAUUCGCUCCAAAGUCCAGACCUCAUGGAACCUCCACACCCUCCUGCCCACCGAUCUUGACUUCUUCAUCCUGCUCUCCUCCAUCUCCGGAAUCAUCGGCAACGCGGGCCAAGCCAGCUACGCAGCCGGCUGCACGUUCCAAGACGCCCUUGCCCAACAUCGCCAGCAGUGCGGGCAAAAAGCCACGUCCAUCGACCUUGGCGCCGUGCGCGGGAUCGGCGUCAUAGCCGAGACUGAAGGCCUGGGCUCAAAGCUCUCCGGCGGCCUGCGCGACCUCGGGCAGAUCGAGGAGGCCGACAUCCUCGCGGCGCUCGACAUGUUCUGCGACCCUUCUCACCCGCCGCCACACAGCCAGAUCAUUAUGGGCGUCGGCAGCCCUGCCGAGCUGCUCGCCCGUGGCCUCGAUCCUCCCGACUUCAUGCGCCGACCGCUGUUCAGCGCCUUCUCGUCCUCCGCUGCGUCCUCAGCAAGGCCCGGGGGCGGCGAGAGGAACUACGCGGCGCUGUUUGAGCGGGCCAAGACGGCCGAGGAGAGGGCGGGCGUGGUGCGCGAGUUCCUGGCCAAGAAGCUUGCGCGUGCGCUGUCGAUCAAGCCCGAGGACGUGGACGCGCGGCAACCGCUGCACGCGUUUGGGGUCGACUCGCUGGUCGCUGUCGAGGUCAGGAACUGGUUUGCGACUGUGUUUGCGGCCGAUGUGGCGGUAUAUGAGUUGAUGGGGGGCAGGUCGGUGGCAGCGAUAUGCGAUUUGGUGGUCAAGGCGAGUCAGGUCAAGUAUCCCAAGUCGUGAGGUGGUGAGAUCUCAUCUCAGGUCAAUUGGCAGGCUGUUAGUGGACAUGUAAAGUACGCGAGUCGCUGACAUUGGUCUUUUGAGUCUUGGAUGGACGGAUAUGAUAAUCCGGUCGGGAUAAGAUAUUAGACCACAUUGUAAAGUCUUGCUUGCAGUUAUUGAUCGAUCGAUGUAAGAAGUGUUUACUGUGCAAGCAUGAUCACAG
Molecule: messenger RNA, 7963 nt
Organism: Canariomyces notabilis
Lineage: Eukaryota; Fungi; Ascomycota; Sordariomycetes; Sordariales; Chaetomiaceae
Exons: 6
Coding region: 4-7758 (2584 amino acids)
Biological process (GO): secondary metabolite biosynthetic process; fatty acid biosynthetic process
Molecular function (GO): 3-oxoacyl-[acyl-carrier-protein] synthase activity; fatty acid synthase activity; oxidoreductase activity
Source: RefSeq, a predicted model, not a curated record